Messenger RNA from Leptosia nina, 744 nucleotides. NCBI's taxonomy places the organism in Eukaryota, Metazoa, Arthropoda, Insecta, Lepidoptera, Pieridae. The record is from the annotation of a GenBank genome assembly.
AUGAUCUUGCGAAAGGGUUGUGUUAUUCUGUUAGUGUUGAGUUUUUAUUAUGUUGACGCGAAGCUAGCUCCUGAUUUCAUCCACCCGUGUAAUCAAACAACGAGGGAAUGUCUUGUCAAAUCGACUCAAGACGCAAUACCAGAGUUUGUGAAAGGUUUGCCGCAUCUUGGCGUGCCUUCACUGGAUCCAUUCGUAAUAGAAAAGCUAUCGAUACCUCUUAGUGGUCUCAAAGUUACGUUCUAUCAAGGUAAAGUGACCGGCUUUAGGAAGUGCAUCGUCGACGACGUGAUUUCUGAAUUAGAAAAGCGACACUUCGUUUUGCAGUUCCACUGCAAUUUAACGAUAAAAGGACAGUAUGACGCAGUUGGGAAGAUAUUGCUAUUUCCCAUAAAUGGAGAGGGCGACGCUAAAGUCAAACUAACAAACUUACGAAUGAAAGUGGACAUCAAUACGAAAUACACAAAAGAUGAGCAAGGAAGAAAUCACUUCGGGCUGAAGAAUUACAAAUACACAUUCGAUUACGGCGACAGAGUCACAUUUGAUCUUCAGAAUUUGUUCAAAGAAAGCAAGGAAUUAAGUGCAACAGUACUAAGUUUCCUGAAUGAAAAUUGGAAAACAGUAGCCGAAGAAUUUGGAAAGCCGAUCGUUGAUUAUUCAGUUGAUUUAGCUAUAAGAACUAUUGAGAAAUUCUUUGUCGAAGUUCCUUACGAGGAACUCAUUAAUGUGCCAAUACCUCAAAAUUAA